GGUCAGUAACUAGUAAACCUCAUCCUCUCCCCUUUUGAUUUUUCCUCCCUCCAUUGCAGUCACUGCUCUGGCCCCACGGCCACAGGAAAAGGCAGUACACAACUGGCUGUCCCGCACUGCAUUUAAGGCCAACUCCUCCACUACCUCACUCACGGGACAACAGAAGCCCUCCAUCAAGAGAACAGCAAAGAUCCAGUGCAGAAAGAGAGAAAGCAAGAAACUCUAUGACACACUGAACAUAGGAGAGGGCUGGAAGAGGAAGAAGCGGUCCCAAUCUCACUCUCUCCCACAAUGGAAGAGGGCAAACUGAUCUUGCUCUCAAGGGCAUGGGCAGCGGCAUCGCUCCUGCUGCUGCUGCUCCUCCAGGGGAGAGGAGGCCACUGCAUCAGCCAGGGCAUGGAGAUGGAGAUGGAGAUGGAGAUGGACUCAGAGGCUCACCGGAGGCAGCUCUGGGAGGCGACCACCGGCAGGAGGUACAUCAGCUACGACGCCCUGAGGGGCGACGUCGUGCCGUGCUCGAGGCCCGGGGUGCCGUACUACAACUGCAGGAUCACGACCACCGCCAACCCCUACAACAGGGGGUGCGAGAGCAUCACCAUGUGCAGGGAUGCGGCAGAUCCCUAGAUUCUUGGAAUGGAAGGGGCUACGUGCAAUGUAUGGCUUCUUCAAGUGUAAUCUUUCUCUAUUAUCUUAUUUUUUUUCCUUUUCUCUUUUCUUGGUCUUUCCUCCUUCGCUGGAAUAUUAGUAAGUGUUGUAAGGAAGGAUUAAUGGAUAAGCUUCAUGUUUUUCACCUCA
Phragmites australis (common reed) is the source of this 795-nucleotide messenger RNA. Its product is annotated as rapid alkalinization factor 23-like. NCBI's taxonomy places the organism in Eukaryota, Viridiplantae, Streptophyta, Magnoliopsida, Poales, Poaceae. The transcript has a single exon. Bases 292 to 624 code for a protein of 110 amino acids. The record is from RefSeq and is a predicted model, not a curated record.